Messenger RNA from Morone saxatilis (striped sea-bass), 2009 nucleotides. Its product is annotated as copine-2-like. Gene Ontology annotation, molecular function: calcium-dependent phospholipid binding. Gene Ontology annotation, cellular component: plasma membrane. NCBI's taxonomy places the organism in Eukaryota, Metazoa, Chordata, Actinopteri, Moronidae. The record is from RefSeq and is a predicted model, not a curated record. Gene Ontology annotation, biological process: cellular response to calcium ion.
GUCGGUAUAGACUUCACAGCAUCUAAUGGGAACCCUCGGGAGCCGUCCUCCCUCCACUACAUUAACCCACUGGGCAGCAACGAGUAUCUCGCCGCAAUUUUGGCUGUGGGACAAAUCAUACAGGACUAUGAUACUGACAAAAUGUUUCCUGCUCUGGGAUUUGGAGCCCAACUCCCACCAGACUGGAAGGUGUCACAUGAAUUUGCCAUCAACUUUAACCCCACUAACCCCUUCUGUUCAGGUGUGGAGGGUAUUGCCCAGGCCUACUCCGCCUGUCUCCCUCACAUUCGUUUCUACGGCCCGACAAACUUUUCUCCAAUCAUCAGCCAUGUAGCACGUUUUGCUGCCCAGGCACUUCAGCAAGAGAAAGCAGCGCAAUACUUCACUCUCCUCAUUAUAACAGACGGUGUCAUUAGCGAUAUGGACGAGACACGUCACGCCAUCGUACAGGCGUCAAAGCUACCCAUGUCUAUCAUCAUCAUCGGCGUGGGUAACGCAGACUUUGCUGCCAUGGAGUUCUUAGAUGGAGACGCCAGCGUUUUGAGGUCCAACACAGGAGAGGAGGCUGUUCGGGACAUUGUGCAGUUCGUCCCUUUCAGGGAUUUCCGUAAUGCACCCAAGGAGACCCUUGCUAAGUCGGUCCUGGCCGAGCUGCCUCAGCAGGUCACCCAGUACUUUAAACAGCGGAAUCUACCUCCCACCAACCCGGCACCGGAGUGACAUGCCCCAAAGACGAGAGCCCACACGCUGUACAAUAGCUCAACAAAACCUCUCUUCUCGUUAACAGCAAACAAUACAGAGUGAAAGUGUGUAUAUCAGCUGUGAACAAAAAUAAGUUGUGGACAAAAAAACAAAACAUUGAAGACAUCCCUGUCAUUAUAAUUGGAAAGUUUUAACUGGUUAAAGAAUGUUUGGUAAUAUCCAGUGUGAAUCCAUCCGAACUGAUAUUUUCUGUUUCGUAAAGCUUUCCAGAACACACACACACACACACUAUGAUGAUAAUGUGUAAAGGACCUUGCAUGUCUCCAGUAAUGGCAGGUGUGUCCAAAUGAUAUGGAUAUAUAUGAAUAUGCAGGUAAAACACUGGCCUUUUUUUUUAGAGAAAUUAAAAAAUAUCUUGAUUCAUCAGGAUGUAGUUUUCGUUUCUUUUGCAUGUGAGUGUCUUGUGAUUGAUACCAUGUGAUACAUACAACUCCUCGGUGUAAAGUCCUCUCUAAGCUGAAAUAUAUCAGUGGUUGAAUCCCCUCCUGUUGUCCUAUGGAUCCUUUCCAGGUAGCGGAUCAGAUGAAGGCUGUUUGCUUUUGUGCUCACAUGUGGCGGACUCGCAGCCUGAGCCUGAACAGAGCACUGUUUCUUCACCCCGGCUCUGUCGUCAGGGUGAGUCUUGAUCACCAGUCAUCUGAUAGGCAGGUUUUAUUGCUCCACUGUGCUUAUUUGAUUCAAGAGGACAGUAUCAGAGGAGGAUGAGGCCGUAGUGGCAGCUGUAGCACUAACACAGGAUAGAUGUGGGAUACUGUGUGAACUCAUUAGGCUGUUAAAUAUGGGGCCGUUUUGCUAGCUUUUGCAAAAUCCUUUGAUUUGACUUCGGUUCAUCCUGCAUGUUGCCAAUAUCUACUCACUGUUUACAAACUGAUGCUGAUGAUCACAAACGCAUGAUUUUUUUUCUUCUCAAAUUAUGUAUUUAUCAGAUUUUGUAAAUAUUUUAAUGAGAUUCUGUUGAAAGGGAAAGAAGUGUUACAUGGCACAGAACGUGUCAGAGAAGGCUUGUUAGUGUCUUUACAGAGUGGAAACAGAAGAGGAGUUUCUGAUAUGCAUAUGUAUCGAAUGUAUAUUUAUAUGAUGCUGUUUAUGUUAAGUCAAUGUUUCUGACAUGUUUUUAAUGUACUUUUUAUGCAGUGCUGAAUUGUGUACUUCAACUACUACUAUGUGUAUUGCUGUGCAUCUUUGUACUAAAUGUGUUGCUAUUGAUUUUAUAAAGUUUUGUCUAUGUCCACACUCAGGUUAAUAAA